Molecule: messenger RNA, 1206 nt
Organism: Phanerochaete carnosa HHB-10118-sp
Lineage: Eukaryota; Fungi; Basidiomycota; Agaricomycetes; Polyporales; Phanerochaetaceae
Exons: 10
Coding region: 227-1147 (306 amino acids)
Cellular component (GO): plasma membrane; fungal-type vacuole
Source: RefSeq, a predicted model, not a curated record
GUUAAGCAUGAUCACAAGGGAUCGAAUUAGAGCUGGUCAAGCACGGCCGCGACACAUGGAUAUCAGUGCUUAGCACAGAAUCAGCGACAGGGACGAUUGAUCGCACUCUGGCAUGCUGCCGUGUCGCUCUCUAUUCUAAAGGGCGCCCGAGAAGCCUCCAAGGAGUAUAAGAACAUGCCGGGGCCUCCAAUGUGAAGAGCCCUCAUCCUACUCAUCUUCCUUCGAUAUGUCCUCUACAAGUACUUUCCCUUCUGCCGUUCCUUCACUUUCGCCGUCUGAGGUCUCACCAUAUGGCUACGUGCCGAACAAGGGCCUGUGUAUCGCCUUCGUUGUUCUGUUCGGUCUGUCUACCCUACUUCAUUUUCUUGCUGCUUUCAAAUUCCGCCUGUGGUGGCUGAUCCCGACCGCUUGCCUCAUGGGCACCGGCGAGGUGAUUGGCUGGGUCGGACGUUUGUGGUCCAGCAUGAACGUCGUCGCGCACACACCUUUCACAAUGCAAAUUGUCUGCACUAUCCUUGCACCUACACCGCUCUUGGCUGCGAUAUUUAUCAUCUUUACGCGUAUGGCGGAGACGUUGGGUGUUCGUUAUAGCAGGCUCACGCCAAAGUGGUACUCGGUUAUAUUCCUUACAUGUGAUAUCAUAGCGCUGGUCAUCCAAGGGCUAGGUGGAGGGAUCGCCGCUGAUGCCAAGACAUUAUCAGCUACCAAUCUGGGCGCGAACAUCAUGCUCGCGGGCAUUGUCUUCCAGCUGGUUGCAAUGCUCGUCUUCAGUGUGUUGGCUGCAGGGUACUUUUACAGGUUUAUCAAGGAUCGCCCAGUUCGAGGAAAAGGCUUCGACCCCGGCUAUCGCGAUAGCAUUGCGACCACAGUCAACGGCCCGCGCUCAUGGGAUAGACGUCUCAAGCUCAUGACACUCGGGCUUUGCAUUAGUACUCUAUUCCUUAUCAUCCGGGCCAUUUACCGUACCAUUGAACUUGGUGACGGGUGGAACGGGAAAGUUCUGCGUACUCAGGUCUACUUUAGCGUGUUUGAUGCAGCGAUGGUUGUUGUCGCGACGUAUGCACUGAACAUCUUCAAUCCCGGUGUUCUCCUCUACAGCCAACCUCCGGAUAUGAGAGACUACCAGCUGGACAAGGUGCUGCACUAGUAACUCUGACAUCUUAUUCUUUUGUAUGCACGAUACGCGAUUAUGCAUUUUCUGGUCUU